This is a messenger RNA of Peronospora matthiolae, 249 nucleotides long. The record is from the annotation of a GenBank genome assembly. NCBI's taxonomy places the organism in Eukaryota, Oomycota, Peronosporomycetes, Peronosporales, Peronosporaceae.
AUGCACGAGUUCAUGUGCGAGAUAUUAGGCAACUGUCCAGAGGAGAUCGUGCAAUUGACACGAUUCGAUAAUUACCAACGCAAUCGCUCCGAGAUUUGGAUGCUGGAGGCAUUUGCUGGCUAUGAAGUUUCGAAGAUCAGCGUCAGCGGAGCCACAAGCCGAACGCAUAUGGAAAGACUUGGUCGUCUUCAAUCGUGGCUGCACGACCAUUCUACACGCUACACUACGCCUGAUACGGGCGAGAAAUAG